AUGUCAAGUGGUGACACUCGUCCAUCAUUUGAUCCAUACAAACACCUCAACAUCACAAUCAACCCAAAUGGCUCAUGCACGCGCCACUUCGUUUACCCGAUGGUUAAUCCAGACCCGGAACCAUCACCGGGAAAGCUCGCCGCCUCCAAAGACGUCACCAUUAACCAAGAGACCGGUUUAGCGGUACGGAUUUACCGACCAACCAAUCUCCCUUCCAACGACAACGCCGUCGCUCGUCUCCCGAUCAUCCUCCAUCUCCACGGCUCUGGUUGGAUUCUCUACCCAGCCAACUCCCCGGCGAACAACCGCGGCUGCUCUCAGAUGGCGAGCGAAUUAACGGUGAUAAUCGUCUCCGUUAACUACCGUUUAGCUCCAGAGCAUAGAAUCCCAGCUCAAUACGACGACGCAUUAGACGCUCUGCUCUGGGUCAAACAACAGUCCGUUGACUCAACUAACGGAGAGCCUUGGCUUAAGGACUACGCCGAUUUCUCACGGUGCUACAUCUGCGGCUCGAGUAACGGCGCUAACAUCGCAUUCCAAUUAGCGCUGAAAUCGCUGGACCACGAUUUAACGCCGUUGAAAAUCGACGGCUUCGUGUUUUAUCAGCCGUUGUUCGGCGGCAAAACGAGGACGAAAUCGGAGAUCAAGAAUUUCGCCGAUCCGGUGAUGCCGGUGCCGGCGAUCGACGCAAUGUGGGAGUUGUCUUUGCCGAAAGGCGUUGAUCGGGAUCACAGGUACUGUAAUCCGCUGGGUUAUUUGCCGCAGAAGGAGAAAGUGGGGCGUUUGGGACGGUGUCUGGUCAUCGGUUACGGCGGAGACACGGAGGUUGAUCGGCAACAAGACUUCGUGAAUUUGCUGGUUACGGCUGGAGUAAAGGUUGAAGCACGGUUUGACGAUGCCGGCUUCCAUGGAAUCGAGCUCGUUGAUCCACGGCGAGCCGUCGCUCUUCUUAAUAUGAUCAGAGAUUUUAUCAACUAA
Molecule: messenger RNA, 978 nt
Organism: Microthlaspi erraticum
Lineage: Eukaryota; Viridiplantae; Streptophyta; Magnoliopsida; Brassicales; Brassicaceae
Source: the annotation of a GenBank genome assembly